This is a messenger RNA of Entrophospora sp. SA101, 307 nucleotides long. The record is from the annotation of a GenBank genome assembly. NCBI's taxonomy places the organism in Eukaryota, Fungi, Glomeromycota, Glomeromycetes, Entrophosporales, Entrophosporaceae.
AUGUCAAAUCAAAAUAGAAAUAUCAUUAUCGAAGAUGAUGCAAGCCGCACCAGAGUAGUUGCCAUGGCAGUUAGAGAGGCAUGUGAAAUUGCAUAUCUAAAAAAGACACAACAAGAUUGGGAGGCUGCUUGCCAAGCAAUUUUAGAAAAUGAAUUAUUGACAAGAACAGAAAAAUCAACAAUCAUUUCAUUAAGCCAUGCUAAUACUAAUACUAAUAUGGAAAGUACAAAUACAGAAAUUGUUCAAAAAAAAAUGAAGAAAAGUACAUUUUCCGUAUUAGUAUUGGUAUCAAAAACUGUAUUUUUCC